AUGGCAGAUGACACUAAUGAGGAUAGCUGGCUGUAUGGCACAUCGAAUCCAGACUCCACAACCACCGAAAAUGCCAGCGAUGCUCUGGCUGCGGAGCACGAGGCGCUUGCGGCGGUUACCGGCGAGAAGCCCGGUAGCAGUACGCUGCCGGGAUUUCCUAAGGAAGAAAUGCCAGAAUAUGGCGAGUUUGAGGAUCCUGCUAAGGAAAUGGAGGAAGAUGAGGAAGCAUUGCCGGACACAACAGAUAUAAAGGUGCGUAGGGGAUCUGGCUCGGACACGGCUGGAAGUGGCAUGGGUGAUGACGGAUCGCAACAUGAGGAUGCAGAAAUGACGGAUAUGACAGAAGGCGCACCCGGCACAACAUCGCGCAAGGAACGCAUGGGAUCCGGCUCAGAUGAAGAUGAUGACGAUGACUCCGACGAUGACAUCAAUGUAGUUAUUGGCGAUAUCAAGUCAGCGCCCAGCACUUAUAAUAUCAAACAGCGUUCCAAUCUGCUGGCCGCCACAGGCGACAAAGCAAAGCCCGCAACUCAAGGUGGAAAGUUUAGCAUUGAAGACUUUGAAGGCGCUGGCACCAUAAAUGGCGUGGCCGUACAUGAAUUUAGCAUAGAUUCGCUAGAGGAGAAACCCUGGCGUAAGCCCGGUGCUGACAUAACUGAUUACUUUAACUACGGCUUCAACGAGGAGACGUGGCGUGCCUACUGCGAACGUCAAAAGCGCUUCCGUGUGGCCGAAAGCGGCGUGGGCCUGGCCAGUCUUACUCAAAAUGUCAACCAAUCUGCUAACUCUGGAGGUAUGCCUGAUGGCGGUGGCAGCAACAUUACCGUAGGAUUGAACAUGGGUGGUGCACCAAUGCAUCAUCACCAGUCAAUGGGCGUUAUGGGCGAUGGACCUAUGCAGAUGCCACCGCCAGGCAUGCCGCCGAUUAUACAACAUCAACCGCGUCCUGGAAUGGGUAUGAUGGCGCGACCGCCGCGUCCAAUAUCUACCACUGGCGGCGUCAAGGAGAAUGCCAUACAAGUGAUGACAGCAGAGUGUCGAGAGUAUUCACGUGGUGGCUUGGGGCCAAUGGCGCCCAAUUUCCCACCACCAGGUGCUGCGGAUGAGCCCUUCUUCCAUGAGCCGGAGCCGUUUGACUAUGGCUAUGAACCCACGCAGGAGUCACAGUGGAAUAAUGACAAUGCUGGCUGGGUGCCGACGGGCAUUAAGGAACUGACACCCGGACCGGCUCAUCAAAUGCCACAAGGACCUCAAGGACCACCGACAUUAGGUGGACCGCCAGGUAUGCCGCCACAAAUGAAUGUACCGCCGCCUCAAAUGGGCGGACCACCGCCACAAUUGCGGGGUCAACAUGCACCGCCCGGAAUGAUGCCGCCCAAUAUGCGCAUGCCCCACAACAUGGGCAUGGGUCCACCUCCUGGCAUGAUGCGUAUGCCACAUAAUAUGAACAUGGGACCACAGCAGCGAAUGCCCAUGGGUAACAAUAGCAACAAUACUAAUUUGACCGGGUCGCCAUCGACGGAGCGCAGAUCUGGUAGCUUUGAUGAUGAGCGCGAGCGGCGGCGACGUGAGAAGGAUAAACAGCUAAAGAAGGAGCAGGUACGGAAAGAUUUUAUGGACAUGUUGCGUGAACGACACGAUAUUGAACGCCAUACGCGCUGGUACGACAUCAAGAAGAAAUUCGAAGCAGAUCCAAGAUAUCGCGCGCUAGACUCAGCCUAUCGUGAGGAAUACUUUGAGGACUAUUUGCACCUACUUAAGGAAGAGAAGCGGAAAGAGAGGGAGCAUAAAGAGCGGGAUCGUGAGCGUAGCAGUCGAGGUACGCGAGAUAAGGAUAAGGACAAGGAUAAAGAGAAGGAAAAGGAAAAAGAUAAAGACAAGGACAAGGAUAAGGAGGAGAAGAAAGAUAGGGAAAAGGAUAAGGAGAAAGAAAAAGAUAAAGAUAAAGAUAAGGAAAGUUCAAGCUCAAGCUCAAGGCGAGAUCGAUCACGAUCCAAGGAUAAAUCGAGCCGUCGAAAAUCCAAGUCUCGAGAAAAGGAUCGAAGCGAGCGUAGCAGCACCAAGCAAAGCAGCUCCUCGAAGAGUAGCGAUAAAAAGAAAUCGCAUCGCAAGGACAAAGAAGAAGGUGAAUAGCAUUUAUUUUGGCAGCAGUGGCUGUCUGCUUUAGAAUGGCCAGUAAACGAUUGCGCACCACUCCUCAUCCAUAUAGACAUAUAGAGUUAACUCUGCAGAAACACUUCCAAUAAAAAGAAAUCAAUCUACCUUAAGAAAU
Drosophila busckii is the source of this 2272-nucleotide messenger RNA. It is a transcript of the gene Fip1, whose product is annotated as pre-mRNA 3'-end-processing factor FIP1. The transcript has 3 exons. Lineage: Eukaryota; Metazoa; Arthropoda; Insecta; Diptera; Drosophilidae. The record is from RefSeq and is a predicted model, not a curated record. The coding region runs from base 1 to 2133 and encodes 710 amino acids. Gene Ontology annotation, cellular component: mRNA cleavage and polyadenylation specificity factor complex. Gene Ontology annotation, molecular function: RNA binding.